This is a messenger RNA of Lentinula edodes (shiitake mushroom), 1231 nucleotides long. RefSeq names its product rab geranylgeranyltransferase. Gene Ontology annotation, cellular component: Rab-protein geranylgeranyltransferase complex. Bases 86 to 1072 code for a protein of 328 amino acids. Gene Ontology annotation, biological process: protein geranylgeranylation. Gene Ontology annotation, molecular function: Rab geranylgeranyltransferase activity. The transcript is spliced from 8 exons. NCBI's taxonomy places the organism in Eukaryota, Fungi, Basidiomycota, Agaricomycetes, Agaricales, Omphalotaceae. The record is from RefSeq and is a predicted model, not a curated record.
CUUGGGAUAAAUGUAGACUCCCGUAGGCAGGACAAACAUACUGGCAGGCGCUACUUGUAACGACCUCUUCAACCCCAAACUCUCAAUGUCCCACGAAACGAAUCCAUUGCUAAUACCUCUCCACGUCUCCUACAUCCAAAAUCUUGGAAAGAACAAGAAUGAUUUAAUAUAUCAUCUCACCGCGCAUCUACGCAUGAACGCCAUCUACUGGGGUCUUACUGCUCUUUGCACCAUGAACCAUCGCGAGGCGUUGGAUCGAGAUGAAAUGAUUGACUACGUUAUGAGUUGCUGGGACGAAGAAACAGGCGGUUUUGGUGCUCAUCCAGAUCAUGAUGCACAUAUUUUAUCAACGUUAAGUGCCAUCCAAAUACUCGUCACUCAGGACGCUAUCGGAAGAUUGGACAUCGAUCGCGUUGUGAAAUUUAUCCUGUCACUUCAGCAACCAUCGGGCGUAUUUUCAGGCGAUUCUUUUGAUGAAAUCGAUACGCGGUUCUCAUAUAUCGCCGUCAAUGCGCUUUCGUUAUUAGGACGUUUAGGGGAUUUAGAUGUUGAGAAGACGGUCAGCUAUAUCGCUCAAUGCAGGAAUUUCGACGGUGGAUUCGGUAGCCGAAUCGGAGCUGAGAGCCAUGCUGGGCAGGUUUUUGUGUGUUGCGCGGCUUUGACGAUCCUUGACAGACUCGAUGAAAUCGACACGCCCACGCUUUCUUGGUGGUUGGCUGAAAGGCAGCUCCCUAACGGUGGCUUGAAUGGAAGGCCAGAGAAAUUAGAGGACGUUUGUUACAGCUUUUGGGUUCUAGCUUCACUAUCCAUGUUGAAAAAAGUGCAUUACAUCGACUCUGACAAGUUGAUCUCUUUCAUUCUGUCAGCGCAAGAUCCCGAGGGUGGUGGUAUUGCUGAUAGGCCUGGUGAUAUGCCUGACGUUUUCCACACGCAUUUCGGAAUAGCAGGUCUGUCCUUGCUUGGAUAUCCUGGGUUAGUUGACAUCGACCCAGUGUACUGUAUGCCGGCUGCGCUGAUCGAAACCCUGGGUUUGCGGAAAGGGUGGCAAUCUCUAGAGCGAAGAAUGAGAUAGGAUACAACUUAUCGCAAUUUACAUGACCUUGUUUAUCAAACCAGGACAUCGUCGAUAUAAACCUGAGAGUCAAAGCGCACAAUGAUGAUGCAGUUAUGAUACAGAGAUUGGGUGUAUGUAUGUACAACAAUUCAGUAAUUCUACGGGUUUUGAAUACAA